AGCGCAACAAACAUGGCGACAGAGCGGAGCGGGCAGGGGUGUCUUCUAACUUUCAUCGUGUUCCUCUGGAGCUCUGUCGGCGGGCGAACGGAGACCUCGAGCCAGAGUUCCCGGAGUCAGAUCCUCGGCAUGCGGCUGGAGAGGAGCGAUAAAGCGGCCAGCACUACGGAGGACGGGUUCAUCCAGGUAACGGAGGAGAGCAGCGUCGUGCUCCGGUUUUAUGGUGUCCACCUGAGCCCGGGCGCAGCAUCCAACAUCAGGUUUACGGAGUAUGUGGAUACAGGGGGUAGUGACGCGUUGAACAGGACUUGUGAGGAUUUCACCAAAGACAUGAGCAUCGGCAACUACAUGAACGUGAGCAGCAGGGGUACAUCAGGUCUGGUGAGUGUGUAUGUGAAGCCAAUGCGUAAAAGUGAACGAGAGAAGACCUACAGCCUAUGUGUCAGACAGGACUUGGGAGAUAAAUGGGUCCAUUUGCCCGAUAAUGAUGGUAAAUUGGUAGUCAUAGAGGAGAAAGGAUCUCUUCUACCGCUUUGGUUCCAAGUCAUCCUGGUGUCAAGCUUGCUUGCGUUGUCCGGCAUGUUCAGUGGACUCAACCUGGGGCUCAUGGCGUUGGAUCCAAUGGAGCUUCGCAUUGUGCAAAGUUGCGGCACCAACAAGGAGAAGAAGUAUGCGCGCAAAAUCGAACCCAUUCGAAGCAAGGGCAACUAUCUGCUUUGCUCUUUAUUGUUGGGUAAUGUGCUGGUCAACACAACUUUGACCAUCCUACUGGACGAUUUGAUCGGGUCAGGGUUGGGAGCCGUGGCGGCAUCCACAGUUGGCAUUGUCAUAUUUGGUGAAAUCGUGCCACAAGCGCUCUGCUCGCGCCACGGUUUGGCCGUAGGCGCCAACACCAUCGUGCUGACCAAAUUCUUCAUGAUACUGACCUUCCCGUUGUCAUUUCCCAUCAGCAAGCUUUUGGAUGUCAUCCUCGGGCAGGAAAUCGGCACCGUCUACAACCGAGAGAAGUUGGUGGGGAUGCUGAAGGUCACGGAGCCCUACAACGACCUGGUCAAAGAAGAGCUGAACAUCAUACAAGGUGCUCUGGAACUCAGAACCAAGACGGUGGAGGAUGUGAUGACGCCGCUGGGCAACUGCUUCAUGAUUCACAUCGACGCCGUGCUCGACUUCAGCACCAUGUCUGAAAUCAUGGAAAGCGGCUACACGCGGAUACCCGUGUUCGACAGUGAGCGCUCCAACAUCGUGGACAUCCUCUACGUCAAGGACCUGGCCUUUGUUGACCCGGAUGAUUGCACAACGCUUAAAACGGUCACCAAGUUCUACAACCGCCCGGUGCAUUUCGUCUUCCACGACACUAAGUUGGAUGCCAUGUUGGAGGAGUUUAAAAAAGGUAAAUCCCACCUGGCCAUCGUUCAGAAGGUGAAUAGUGAGGGCGAAGGAGAUCCGUUCUACGAGGUUCUGGGGCUGGUCACGCUGGAGGACGUUAUUGAGGAGAUCAUCAAAUCUGAGAUCCUGGACGAGUCUGAUCUCUACACUGACAAUCGUAACAAAAAGAAAGUGGAUCCCAACAAGAACAAGAGGGACUUUUCCGCUUUCAAACAUGAGAGCGAAUCUAAAGUCAAGAUAUCCCCGCAACUAAUGCUAGCAGCGCAUCGUUUCCUCGCUACUGAGGUGAGCAUUUUCAGUCCACUCCAGAUCAAAGACAAGGUCUUACUGCGAAUCCUCAGGCAUCCGGAUGUCAUUCAGGAGAUCAAGUUCAACGAGAGCGACAAGCACUCGCCUCUGCACCAUUUAUAUCAACGUGGAAAACCUGUCGACUACUUCAUCCUCAUCCUUCAGGGUCGAGUGGAAGUAGAGGCUGGAAACGAGAAUAUGAAGUUUGAGGCCGGUCCUUUCUCUUAUUAUGGAGUCAUGGCACUGAAUACACCAUGCCUGGCUGUCACCCCCCCUCUCUCUCCUGCCGUGGUGUCGCCUCGUCCGCGCCGCCUUUCACUUAAGAGGUUUUCUCUGUUCUCGCGUUUCCCAGACGUGCCACAACAUGAACUGAUGGGUUUCAUGUGCAUUCCAGAGUUUCGCUCGCCGUCUCACAUGAGCGGUUUGAACCGCUCUGCGUCUCUGAGCUGCACGGAGAGAGUGGAUUGUGUGUCCAUCGGUGGCAGUAACAGUCAGCUCAAUAACAGCCCCGUGCAACAGUACGUCCCUGAUUUUAAUGUGCGGGCCAUCACUGACGUACAGUUUGUGAAGGUCACUCGUUCUCAGUACCAAAACGGCUUCCUGGCUUCAAAGCUGGACAGCACUCCUCAGUCCCCUGAAAGCAGCCAUACGCGUCUGGAUACCGGCCCUCUCCCGCCCCCUACCUUUACCGCCAGCGUGAACCACGCCACAGCGCUGGCGGCUCCCAGAGAGAACGGACCGGAUGAGACCACCUCGCUGCUCAACGACAAGAACAGCCUGUCCAAACGCCAGCCGAGCCACGCCCACCCUCAAAACCAGUCGCACCUGAACACCAACGUCAACUCCAACUCCAGCCCCGCCCCUCAUCCCCACGGCAACAGCAGCCCCGCCCCUCAUCCCCACGGCAACAGCAGCCCGACGCCUUUCCCCAACCCUCACGCGCAUCACGUGCACAUGUUCACGCACGCCCACACCGAAAGCACCAUUUGACGACGCUAAUCUGGGGCCCUAGCGGAGCUCCAGAGUCGAACGAAAGCACAUUUACACCUGCUACAAAAUACACUACAUCUAGGGCCUGAUCUCUCAUUUCGAGAGGCCAAAGGUGUGUUAUAGAACUCCAAAAAAAAUAGUGCGUCGUCUUCAAUGGUUGGACGUGAUCUCACUGUGAUUUUAGGGGCUGCGGGUUCAGUCCGACGUUGAAGUCUUUAUGACAAGUGACUUAUGACCUGUGUUGCAUGCUAAUCACGUAGACAUGUAAUCACGUAGACACUAUGUUAUUGCUACAAAUAUGCCCGUUUAUAGGCAUUAUACAAUAUUUCGUCAGUAUAUAACGAAGUUAUCGUACGAUAUGCACUUCUUAUGACGUCUCUGACCCAGCAGCAUACAUUUGUGUGCUGUAGUUUUCUGAGAUUAUGAGCAUAAGAGCACUUUGAGUCUCAUAAGCUAUUAUUGGACUGUUUGUGUACAACUAGGCUAACCUUUCAGAGAGACCGGUCUAGUUUAUUCGGUUAUUUGCCAGGGUUAAGAGUGGCUACGUGAUGUAGCCGUAAUGAAAUUGUAGCAGUACGUGACAAACGUUAAGGAAGACUUUGUAAAUAUAGUUUGAAGAUGUGAAAUUUGCUGACACAGAUGUGGUUCAGAGAACCCCACAUGGUGACAUUUAUAGCAAAAAAAACAUUGAACUUUUACCACUGCAAAACCUAGACCUGUGAUUAUGAAAUUCAAAUUAUGAUGCAUUAUAUAUAUUUAAAGAUUAAUGUAUUUUUUUUUCUAAAUUAUGUAUAUUUCAUCAAUAUUUUGUAAUCUUUAACCCCUGAGUUAUAUUUCACAACAACCACAUUUAUUCGACUAAAUAAAGCCUAUAUAUACCAUUAAGAUUUUUUGCAUGAUGUUAUGCGUUAUUUUAACGACAGUUACGCAAAUUUUAUUAACAAAUUAAUGUACUUUUUCCAUAAGGUUUUGUAAUUCUCCCUCUCAAUGAUUCUCGUUAGAGUCGUAUUUCUGUACUACAAAUGUAAGUCAGUACAGUUAAUGCAAUUUCAUUUUUUUCACUUCACAGUAAUGAAAACACUAAGAAAUAUCAGAAUGCAAAAAAUCUUCAUGGUCUUUUUUCAUUUUCAUUUUGGGGUGAAAUAUGAUCUGAAAUUUUGUGAGAUUUAUAACAAUAACUAUAACGAUAACGAUAAUGUGUAACGAUAACGAUGGUUCUAAAAAGUCCACACCACAACAAUAACGGCACAGAAAAACAAUAUUUUCU
Molecule: messenger RNA, 3931 nt
Organism: Pimephales promelas (fathead minnow)
Lineage: Eukaryota; Metazoa; Chordata; Actinopteri; Cypriniformes; Leuciscidae
Gene: cnnm4a
Product: cyclin and CBS domain divalent metal cation transport mediator 4a
Biological process (GO): magnesium ion homeostasis; magnesium ion transport
Cellular component (GO): plasma membrane
Molecular function (GO): magnesium ion transmembrane transporter activity; sodium ion transmembrane transporter activity
Source: RefSeq, a predicted model, not a curated record